Messenger RNA from Aspergillus thermomutatus, 2745 nucleotides. Its product is annotated as telomere repeat binding factor family protein. The transcript has 4 exons. Bases 1 to 2745 code for a protein of 914 amino acids. NCBI's taxonomy places the organism in Eukaryota, Fungi, Ascomycota, Eurotiomycetes, Eurotiales, Aspergillaceae. The record is from RefSeq and is a predicted model, not a curated record.
AUGGCGCGUUCACGGUCGCGCUCAGCAUUGGCAGCCCAGGGUGCUCUGGUCACUGGGAGCACAGGAGAAAAUGCGCCAAUGAAGCACGUCAUUCCAAAUUCACCACGGAGACGAGUGACGAGAAGUCGAAGUCGUGAGCUUGAGUCUACGGGUCGAUUUGAUGAUGUUGGUCCUGCGGGCGCGCCUGUGGGUGGUGCCCAGAGGUGGGGGCAAAACAAAGGCAGAACCAGCCUCGGUGUCGUGGUGGAAGAGCCACCUUUCCAGUCGCCUCACAAAUCUGUUCAUCGCUAUGCCGACCAAGUGAUUUCGGAGUCGCUAGAUGAUACAGUGAACAUCUCCGGUACUACCUUCCUGCCUGAGGAGCCGGACACCAAUCCGGAUCCAGAUAUGAUGAUGGAGACACUGCCAGACCUUGAGCGAGCAGCCAAGAAUGUCUUAGACUAUCUCGUCCCCGGCUCAGCGGAUCCCGUCAGCAUCAUCAAUACAGCUAAGAGGCUCACGGAUCCGAAUAGCACUCAGAGCAAACGACUCCGACACUCCGUGUCCAACCUGGCAGUUCAAGCCAAGUGGUUCGGUCCUCAAACGUACAUUGACGUCAAGCAUGUCAGUCAGCUACUCACAUCGGCUCUGGAAAAGAAGAACAUCCGAGUAGGAAGGGAUUGGAGCGCAGAUCCCAUUCUUCACCAGGCUAAUUGCGCGCGUUUUGCACUUGAGGUGCUUCUGGCAAAUGCUGGCACGGACUCUGCAAGACAAGCAAUCAAAAACUUGGAAAACUUGUUUCCGCUGCCAUUCAUGAACGAUCUCUCUGAGAACAGGCAUGAGAGAGCUGCUGGCGAGAGCUCUCUUCACAAAGACACUUUCGAUCUCGCUCUGGAAAUCCGCACACAAUCCUUGAUACUGAAACUGGAGGAGGAUCAAUAUAGGCUUGAUUUUCUUCCCGUGCCUUCUAUAAGGCAACACUUUUUUGAUGUUGAUGCUUUUGAUGAAGAUGAUUUCGACAGCAGCGAAGCUCCACUGCUUGGUCUCAACCUCGGUAGAUUCCGUGGCUCAGACGGACAUUUCCCGGAGCAGUUCAGAGAUGCAGUUUGUGACCGGUAUAACGAGAUUCUUGUUCUGAUAUCAGAAACCGGAGAUGACUCUUUUGAUAUUAAAGAGUUAAAAAGCGCUUACCGCUGGCAAAGAUUCGUCUUGCGAGCUGUUCAAUGGUUACGAAAGCGCAUUCAGGAAAUCGCCCAAGGGCUGCAAGGGCAGCAAAGCACACAGACAGUACACACGGAGUUUUUUGCUGACCAAGAACCUGUUGACCGCAUCCAUAGUGCAACUACCACUCCCCGUCCUAGUGUCACUCCCGCACUUGAAAAAAGAGCGCCAGUGACAGCUGCUCCUGAUGAUGGACAGCAAGGAUUAGCUCCACCUCGGGCUGAAGAGCGGGUGUGGGGCGCUCCUCAAGAAGACCGACGAGCCUCAGUGUCAACUGCUGAAAGUAGGGAGCGACGAAAGUCUUCAAAAUCGGUCUACCUCAAUCCCGUGUCGAUUCAGCGCCUUAUGCAAAGGCAGCAGCGCCGUCGCCUUUCGCGCGAGGCUUCAGAAGCCCGUCGGCAGUCAGACUUUGUUGCCCCAGUCAUGCACGGCGAGAGCGCGUCGCCCGCCUCGCGUCUCCGUCAUCAGACUCUCCCCGCACCAUCGCAACCAAUCCGGAGGGCACAUGAAGAGCCAGACGAGAUAGCUGCGUCUUCGGAAGGUUCUCCAACUCUGCUACCUGAGGACCAUUAUCUCAGUGUCGAUGAUUCUCAGCUGAACAUCGGCGAUCAUGUCGGUGCUGAACUGGAAAGAUCGCAUAGCCCUCCAGUUGUCAACAGGAUAGCCCGCGAGCAUCAUCGGGAGCCUUCCUCUGGCCAUCGACCUCGUACUCCGAGCAGACCGUCCUUUGUCCCAUCAACUCAGGACAUAUUGCGAGCAGUGGAAGAAACCCAGACUCCUAGACAGCCAGUCCAACGAGCACGACUAGACAGACGCCAGGCUUUCAUUGACCGUCAGGAUAAUGCGGAACGCGUUUCUCCCAUUAGUCAGGAGGCAGACCUCCUAAGCGCAGCCAGGAGACGUGAACCCCCGCCCGCCUCGAGAAAGCGAGCACGUCAAGAAUCCGAUGACGAAGACGUGAGCAGUGACGACUUUUCGAGCUACGGUCCUGCUCUUGACAUCAGUCGCAAGCGUAAAGAAAAGGCAGAGCUGCAACGGAGCAAGCGCCAGAGGUUGGAGGAGGACCAUGACGAGUCUGCCUCACAGUUACAGCAGGGCCUGGAAGCGAGCACCCAAAACGAGGAAGCGCAGGGCCAAUGGGCAGUCGCCCACCGGGUUGAAACAUCACCCCAGACUCAACGGUCACCGUCAAGACAAUGGGCCAAGACGAGCGAUUUUGGUUCGAAUAGAACAUUUACACCGUCUCAGUCCAAAGGCAGACAGCGCUGGACGCCAGCCGAAGAUGCCCGGCUGAUCCGGUUGGUUGGGGAGCACGGUUGUAAAUGGGCAACGAUCAUGCGCCAGAACGACGCACAGGCAGCGGAAGACGGCGAGGUUCAGAUUGAAGGACGUGAUCAAAUACAGCUGAAGGAUCGGGCCCGGAACCUCAAAAUCGCUUUUCUUAGGGAUGGACUUCGGCUUCCCAAGAACUUUGAAGCAGUAACUAUGAAGGCUAGCGAUUAUGCCAUGCUGGAGAAGAGAGGCGUCAAGGUACCGAAGCUUUAG